This is a messenger RNA of Salvelinus fontinalis (brook trout), 958 nucleotides long. Its product is annotated as DNA-(apurinic or apyrimidinic site) endonuclease 2-like. Gene Ontology annotation, molecular function: zinc ion binding. Lineage: Eukaryota; Metazoa; Chordata; Actinopteri; Salmoniformes; Salmonidae. The record is from RefSeq and is a predicted model, not a curated record. The transcript is spliced from 5 exons. The coding region runs from base 1 to 849 and encodes 282 amino acids.
AUGGCACAGUCGGUGUGUUCGAAGGACAGAGCAGUGAAAGACUGCCCCCUACGUCGAGGAUCACAACGAGUUGAUACUUACUGCAAAGACAGUGCCACCCCAUUUGCAGCAGAGGAGGGCCUGACCGGCCUGCUGACCACCAACCACAAGAUGACCGUUGAAUGCUAUGGAGACCAGGGAGAGUUCUCCAGUGAGGAGCAGCAUGUCCUGGACAAUGAGGGAAGGGCUGUUCUCACACAGCACAGGGGAGAAAAAAUACUUUUAUCAUAUGAUUUGUCCCAUGACUUUCUAUAUUUUAAGAAAUAUUGUAAUGGAAAGUUUCAAUUGCUUACUUGUUGUUGUACUGAAAAGCCAUCAUGUGUUUCUCAUGUGAUCCAUGAAACAGUUAUGGUUAUCCCACGAGCUGACCCAGAAAAGCCUGAAUGGAAACUGUUCGAACUUCAGUUUUACAAGCUGCUUCAGUAUCGGGCUGAAGCCAUUUUGGAAGCUGGGAGUAUCUCAGGAGGCUGGGGAGACCUGAGAGUACCUGAAUCCACUGAGAGCAGGGACAAGCUCUGGAAAGAAGAGGACUCAAAAGCAGGAGAAAGAGGAGGCCCGACUUCAGAUUCUACUGUAGACCCCACAUGUUCCAAGAAGAUGUCACUGGGGGGGUUCUGGAAGACAGUCCUGCGUGGGUCGUCCCUAUCGCCCCCCUGUGAGGUACAUGGGGAACUCCGUUUACGCCGCGCAGUCAAGGCGGGGCCAAACUUUGGCAGACAGUUCUUUGUUUGUAACCGCCCUCAGGGCCAUGCAUCCAGUCCUGUGGCUUGCUGUAGCUUCUUUUCCUGGGUGGAUAAUAAAGGAAAAUAAUGACUAUGGUCUAGCAACACACGGACAUUUCCCCCAUGUAGUGUUUUAUAUGUGUUAUCAAUCUGCGAUAUGGAUUUAUUAGUAAAAUAAAGACACCUGUUUUUCUAAA